Phyllotreta striolata is the source of this 1895-nucleotide messenger RNA. NCBI's taxonomy places the organism in Eukaryota, Metazoa, Arthropoda, Insecta, Coleoptera, Chrysomelidae. The record is from the annotation of a GenBank genome assembly.
UUUCAUGUAGUUGGUAGUGAUUUACUUCGCAGGGGAAGUACAAGAUAAGAUAAAAAAAGCACGCCGCUAUGUGAAUGUGAUGUGAGAAAAUAAUCAAACCUACUUAUUUCUGUUACUACUGAAGCAAACCGGUGAAUUAUAACCACAAUGCGACUAAUUCCGAUUGUGCUUGUUUAUUUAUUAAACUUAAUCACUCCCAGUUUUAAUACAACCCUCGAAGAUCUAAAAGAUGUUUUCAACGGCGAUUUAUGCAAAGAAGGCAAUUUGGAUGGGCUGAUUGUACCAAACAAAGAAGACUCCAACACGAAAAAUAUCAUAAGCCUUGCAUCGGUGGGUAUAGCUGAGGAGAAUCAAAAACCAGUUCUUUUGAGACUGAAUGAACUUGCCAGUCACAAUAACAUUGAUUACUAUUUUACUCUCCUAAAGGAAGAAGGGCCUGCUCAUGCUAAACUGUUUACCAUUGAGUUGACUCUAGGCAAAGAAAAUUAUAUUGGGGAAGGAAGGAGCCAUAAGAAAGCUAAACAAGAAGCAGGAGCCAAGGCAUUGGAGUUAACGGAGUACGAGUUUCCCAAAUUAAAGGAAAAGAAAACGCCGAAAGAUAUCGAAAAAUUAACUCCUACUGUCUUAUUGAACAACAUCGGUUCGAAAUUAGGUGUGGUAAUAACUUAUUAUCUUCUAGAUAAGGAUAAGCAGGAAGUAUUGCAUUCGAAUAUUAUUUUGACUGAAAAAAGCAAAUCGUACCUCCAAAAAUUGAAUGAGUCGAUUUACAAUGAUAAAAAGCUGCAUUUGAAGAGAGAUAUCGAAUCCAGUAACGGUCCGUUUCGUAUUAAACUCGAAUUUGGUGAGCACGUUUUUCAUGCUACUUCGCAUUCAAUUCAAUCCGGAAGACACGAAGUAGCCAAACUAGCUCUGGAUUUUUUAGCGAAAAAUAAGGAUAGUUUGGAUUUUCCUUGUUUAAAAGAAGGUUUUGAGCAUGAGUGUAAGCAAGACAAAGAACGUUUGAAAUCCCCAAUUUCGAAGGUUUACGAGGAAGGUCAAAAGAGGAAAAUCGACGUCGAGUUUGAGGUUUUAGAAGAGUCCGGUCCUGCGCAUAAAAGGACAUUUUCUACCGAAUGUAGAUUCGGCGACAUUACAACUACAGGAGAAGGUACCUCUAAAAAGGAGUCGAAAAGAAUUGCUGCCGAGUAUAUGCUGGAAAAGAUAAAAACGUUGGAGCCUCUGCCCUUCGAUUCCGAAUACAAUUCAGACAAGCCUAAAGACAAAAAGAAAAGGAAGAAGAAGAAGAAGUUGAUCAAAAACAAACUGGACGAAAUUAGCUUGACUUUAGAUAGCGUAAAAGACUCUCUUAUUGGAUUUGCUAAGAAUAUUUUCGGAGAUGAUGAGCAGCAGGCCAAUAUUGAUGAAAAUGGAAAUGAAAUGAAAACUGAUUCGAAUUCCAUAAAAUCCAAUGAUAAAGACGAUUCACAAACCACAAAAUCCGAUUUAAAUCAGUUACUCGAACUGAGUAAAGUAUUAAAAUUUGAAGUAGGCAUUAGAGAUUUUGGAGACGACAAAAAACAUGGAAGUGUUUUAUCGCUUUAUAUGAAUCCAGAAUAUAUUUGUUUCGGUGAAGCAAGAACUGAAUUUUUAGCUAGAAAUGCUGCAGCUAAAAAUGCAUUAGAAUUUCUAACUCAGAAGGGUAUUUACGACCUAUUUUUGGAGCAAAAACAGAGCACGCUAGAAAGUGAAAUUAAACAAGAAACUCGGUAUAUUCACAGCCAACUAGUUCGAGAAGAGAAACAGGAACUUUGAAUAAUGGCAUUACAUUUUUGUUUUCAGCAGUUACCUAUAAUUAUUUCUAUAUUUUUUAUAAUUCGUAAAUACUGUACAUAAAUUACAAUUUUCAGAACUUGAAU